AUAUCCGGGUUCCCGCCGCCGCCACCGCCGCGGCUGCCGCCUAGCUCAUUCAGCUUUGCCGGGAGUGGUGUGAUUCCCGACCAAGAUGGCGGCUGUGGGGCGAGUCGGCUCCUUCGGUUCCUCUCCGCCGGGAUUAGCCUCGACUUACACGGGCGGCCCCUUGGGUAACGAGCUAACAUCCGGCAACGGCGGCGCCGCAGCGGGCGACGACGAGGACGGGCAGAACCUUUGGUCCUGCAUCCUCAGCGAGGUCUCCACCCGCUCGCGCUCCAAGCUCCCUGCCGGGAAGAACGUACUGCUGCUGGGUGAGGAUGGAGCUGGAAAAACAAGCUUAAUAAGAAAAAUUCAGGGGAUAGAAGAGUAUAAGAAAGGAAGAGGACUGGAAUAUUUGUACUUAAAUGUUCACGAUGAAGACCGAGACGAUCAAACAAGAUGUAACGUAUGGAUCUUAGAUGGAGACCUGUAUCACAAGGGCCUCCUCAGAUUUUCACUGGAUGCCAUUUCUCUGAAGGACACUCUAGUUAUGCUGGUUGUUGAUAUGUCAAAGCCUUGGACUGCUUUGGAUUCUUUGCAGAAAUGGGCAAGUGUUGUUAGAGAACAUAUUGACAAAUUGAAAAUUCCUCCUGAAGAAAUGAAAGAAAUGGAACAAAAGUUGAUUAGAGACUUCCAAGAAUAUGUAGAGCCGGGAGAAGAUUUUCCAGCCUCUCCUCAGAGAAGAAAUACUGGGUCACAAGAAGAUAAAGACGACAGUGUGGUUUUACCUCUGGGUGCGGACACACUUACACAUAACUUGGGCAUCCCAGUACUAGUAGUUUGCACAAAGUGUGAUGCCAUUAGUUUAUUGGAGAAAGAACAUGACUACAGAGAUGAACAUUUUGAUUUUAUUCAGUCACAUAUCCGGAAGUUUUGUUUACAGUAUGGUGCUGCGCUUAUUUACACUUCAGUAAAAGAAAACAAAAAUAUAGAUUUAGUAUAUAAAUAUAUCGUUCAGAAACUGUAUGGAUUUCCCUAUAAGAUUCCUGCUGUUGUUGUGGAAAAAGAUGCAGUAUUUAUUCCAGCAGGGUGGGAUAAUGAUAAGAAAAUAGGAAUAUUACAUGAAAAUUUUCAAACAUUAAAAGCAGAAGAUAAUUUUGAAGACAUUAUAACCAAACCACCUGUCCGAAAGUUUGUACAUGAGAAGGAAAUUGUGGCAGAAGAUGACCAAGUGUUUCUUAUGAAGCUGCAGUCCCUUUUAGCAAAGCAACCACCAACCGCAGCUGGAAGGCCUGUGGACACCUCUCCAAGAGUCCCAGGAGGCUCCCCUCGAACACCAAAUCGAUCUGUGUCAUCCAAUGUUGCCAGCGUGUCGCCCAUCCCUGCUGGGUCCAAAAAGAUCGAUCCAAACAUGAAAGCUGGAGCUACCAGUGAAGGUGUCCUGGCAAAUUUCUUCAAUAGCUUGCUGAGUAAAAAGACUGGUUCUCCAGGAGGCCCUGGGGUUGGCAGUGGGAGCCCUGGAGGUGGGGCUGCAGGUGGAGGCAGUGCUUUACCACCAUCCGCCAAAAAAUCAGGCCAGAAGCCUGUCCUCUCGGAUGUUCAUGCGGAACUAGACAGAAUUGCACGCAAACCAGUUACAGUUUCCCCUACAACACCUACAUCUCCUACAGAAGGAGAAGCUUCUUGAAGAUACCAAAUAAAGCCAUUUAUUCAGUUUUCUGGGAUAAUGUAAACUUGCCUCUGCCUUCUCCUUCAAAAGUGGAAUUAGGGAACUGGAGUGCUUUUCAGAUGGACUAAAUUUUUUUUUUUCUUUUUUUUUGUGGUUGCCCAUUUUUAUAAAAGAAAGCUGUACAGAAGAAAAAUUACACUAUGUAGGAUUGCUGUUUACAUUGCCACUUUGCAUAAGAAAUAAUUUUGGAUUUUGAAAAACUCAAAAUUUAUAGAUCUGAAAUACAGCCAUGUGACCAUACUCUAAAGGCUAUUUAAAACAUAGGAGGGUUUAGGAAAAGGCAGAAAAUAAUAUGCUUUGGGCAUUUGACUGACUUGGAAGUCCAAACUUAUUUUAGUUAAGACUAUUAAAAUCACUUGAAAAAUUAUGUGUUAGUUUUGCUGGAAAAGAGAAAAUGAUCAAUUGUCAGAUUUUCCACGCCAAAGUAAAUACACCACCACACAUGGAAUAUGCUGAGAAAACUGUCAGAUAGCAUUUUACACGCUAGUCAUUGUCUCGAUUCAUGAUCCUGUAAGUUGUCAUCAAACUAGGAUUUUGAAUAUUGGCCAGGAUUCAUUCUUUAACUGAGAAGAAAGAAAGCACACUGCCUAAAUGCAUAAAAGAAAAAUGCAGAGGUUAUUAAAGUGUAAAGAGGUAACCAUCUUUGGAUUUGUCUAUAUCUGUAUCGAUACGUAGAUAUAGAUAUAUAUAUGGCUCUGCCUUAAUAUGCCCCUUUUUUGUUUGUGACUUUCAACUGUAAUCAGUUAAUAAAGUAUUUAUUCUCUGCAUUCAGGUUCAAAUAACUUGUUGUAUUCUCUUAUAUAUAAUUUGUAUUUAUCAGACCAUGAGUAAGAUUCAUUAGUAUUUUAAGGUAUUUGACUUAAUAGGAUUAUUAAGCAUUCUGAUCUUUGUAAGAGACAAGUGACUAUAUAAGAUUCAUUAUCCUGUAAGUUUCCUUAAGUUGGGAGUUUACCUUGAUCCACACAUCUUCCCCACAAGCAUGUCUUGAACUACAGAAUCUUAUGUCAGCAUUUCUGGUAGAUAAAAAUAUAGCCUUUUAUCAUUAGUUAUUGGGCAGAAACUGUUUUAAAAGCUUGGCGAAUGCACUAACAUAGCUCCUCUCUUACAGGUGAGAACACUUGUUGUUAGUAGUUCCACCUGAAUUUUCAAUACUGUUUUUAAAUGCUUGUUUUAGAACCUUCAUAAGAACAAUGUGACUUCUUACUGAAGUUCAACUAAAGAACCCAUGUACAUUUAACUUACUGAAUCAUUACCACUAACUGGGAAAAAAUGGCUACUGCCCUUAAAUUGGCCUUCAUUAUGACUUUAAAAUAUACAUCCCAAAGUUUUUUUUCAGCAAAAAUGUUUGAGGACAAUAUCCCUACUAUCUAACAUAAUCCUUUCAUUAGGACUUUAAUCUUUACUUUCAAAUUGUAUUUGGCUCCUAAUAGUUGAAUAUAAAUGUUACAGUUACAUGAGAGGGUAAUGAUUUGUUUCAAGGUGGGAAAAACUUAGGUUGGUCAUGGGCACAGAAAAACUAAUUUGUAAAAACAUUUUGUUUUGAGGAAAUGUGAGAUGAAAAACGCCAGUAAUAGAAUCUUUAGUUCUGUAGUCAUGGUGUUAUAAAAGAGCGAUUUUUCUAAGCCAGUACUUGAAGUAAGUGAAGCUAAUGACAGAACAAAAACUGCUGCCUGUGCAUCGUGUCUGCUGUGUUUGCAUGUUUAGACCAACUCAUUUUUCUCUGACAUUGGAGAUGUACUAGAACAUCCUUGGAAUUAAUUGAGUCAUUGUCUGAAAUAACUGUAAUUGUUCACUUUAUAUGCUAUUCAGUUUAAUCUAAAACCUUGUGUUGCCGUGUUUAAACCUUAAACCAAUUUUUGUCCCUAUUUUUUGCAAGGAAAUUUGUUUUUAAACUACUUAA
Messenger RNA from Hyaena hyaena (striped hyena), 3602 nucleotides. RefSeq names its product dynein cytoplasmic 1 light intermediate chain 1 (gene DYNC1LI1). Gene Ontology annotation, cellular component: centrosome; cytoplasmic dynein complex. Gene Ontology annotation, molecular function: dynein heavy chain binding. The record is from RefSeq and is a predicted model, not a curated record. The coding region runs from base 86 to 1660 and encodes 524 amino acids. The transcript has 13 exons. Gene Ontology annotation, biological process: microtubule-based movement; microtubule cytoskeleton organization. NCBI's taxonomy places the organism in Eukaryota, Metazoa, Chordata, Mammalia, Carnivora, Hyaenidae.